AUGGCAGUUAUUGUCAAACUAGUAGCUGUUUUUACGCAUCAGCUAAGUAGCAGGUACAUAAAUUCUUUCGCCAAGUGGCUAGAAGUUGGCAGUGUUAGUUGCUCGCUUGUUGUGGGAGUAAUUAGAGUCAUGGAUAUCAGUCCUGAAAUAUGUGCUAAAAUGAUUGCACUUAGAGAACACACUUCUAAAAUUAAAAAACAUUUAUCGCCGCUUGAAUUUCAUAACGAAACUCAAUGCGAUUCAGGAGUGGCAGUAGAUGCUUUCUUCCAUUCAUUGUACCGACAGCCAACUAUGUCCGUCCUUUUAGGAACGGGGUCUUCAGAAGUGACUGAAAGAUUGGCUAGAGUGGUUAGCAGGUGGAAUGUCAUUCAGAUGUCUUAUGGUGCCUCGUCUCCUGCCCUGAGCGAUCGAAAGAACUUUCCUAUGUUUUUCAGAACAGUGGCUCCUGAUUCAUCACACAACGCAGCAAUAGUGGCUUUUAUUUCGAAUCAUAAAUGGUCUCACGUCGCAGCCUUCCAUGAACAAGGAGACAGACAUGCAUUGCCAAUGACAAAAUUAAUUAAUGAUCUGGAAGAAGUAAAUGUUACUGUGACUCUGACCAAAGGUGCGAGUGCAAAGGAUUAUAAAGAUCAUUUACAAGAAAUGAAAGCUCAAGAUUGUCGCAUCCUCUUAUGCAGCUUUUCUGCAAUUCUUUUCAAGAAAGUCUUCUGCCAGAUUUACAAGCUUGGCAUGCAUGUUGGUGAAUACGUGUGGAUUUUACUCGGGGAUGCCGCUGAAUUAUGGUGGCGGGAAUCUUCUGAUAUAGUAUGUAAUAGACGCCGAAUAGCGAACGAUAUUCGAAGUGUUGUCACCGUUAGCAGUCAUUAUGAGCUCCGUGAAAACGGGUCGGCGAUUUCUAUGAUUACUAUACUAGAUGUCCUGGCUGAUAUAGGAUACAAUGCUGCACCACGAUCUAUAGGCUACAUCCCUCACACUUAUGAUGCUGUGUGGGCUAUUGCUUUGGCUUUCAAUCAUGUUGAGGAAAUGUGGAGAUCAACGAACUCAUCAAUUACGCUGGGAGAUUUCACAUAUGACAAACAUGUUAUGGCGCAACAGCUAUCCAAUGCAGUUGAAAAUUUGCACUUCAUUGGUGUUUCAGGUCCUGUAUCAUUCCAUAAAUCGGAUCGAGUGGGAAUCACUGCUUUCCAUCAGAAACAAGGUAAUCUAUUGAAAUUAGCUGCUGUUUAUGAGCCAGAAGCAGCUGAAUUAGAUGAGCAUUGCUUGAGUUGCAGUGGAUUUCAAUGGCAAGGUGGCAAUCCUCCUAUUUCUAGUCGUGUCAUAAUCAGAAGAAUAGCAGUUCUUGAUCGACGAGUGUUUAUAUGUGUUACGGCAUUAGCUGUUCUUGGAGUACUUUUAGCUCUCAUCUUCUUGUCAUUCAAUCUUUACUACCGCAAAGUUAAGUUCAUUAAGCUUUCCAGUCCGAAUUUGAAUAAUUUCGUCGUUGUGGGAUGUGUGUUGGUGUACAUCGCUGUUAUUUUACUGGGAAUGGAUCAUGGAACUUUAGCCAGUGAUGAUCACUUCCCGGUCAUUUGUUCAGCUCGAGCAUUCCUACUUUCUGGAGGAUUUUCUCUUGCAUUUGGGUGCAUGUUCAUAAAAACCUACAGAGUUUAUUACAUUUUUAUCCGGGCUAACACUGGAAUCGUCAAAAGCAAACUCCUUCAUGAUCAACAACUACUAGGAAUGGUUAGCGUUCUUCUUUUGGUUGACUGCAUUUUAGUGACGUUAUGGGUGACUAUUGAUCCAAUGGAACGCCAACUCACCGACCUAUCAAUGCAAGUGAAUAAAGAUGAAAGGAAUGUAGUGUACCUGUACCUUCGAGAACAUUGCAAUUCCCCUCACAUGGCAAAAUGGCUUGGAAGUUUGUAUAUCUAUAAAGGCUUGCUUCUCGUAGUGGGUUGUUACAUGGCAUGGGAGACAAGACACGUCAAAGUUCCCGCAUUGAAUGAUUCCCAAUACAUAGGAAUGAGCGUCUACAAUGUUGUGAUCACAAGCAUCAUUGUAGUCGCUUUAGCAAACAUCAUACCUGCCGAUCGAUACACUUUGACCUUUGUUUUAGUGUCAACUUUGAUAUUUGUUUCAACAACUACAACGUUGUGUAUCCUUUUUGUACCGAAGAUGCAUACUAUUUUAAUGGACCCUGAUGGUACGACAAUCAUAGCAACACCUGGCGUUAAAGUAGAGUGCAAAACUCGUCGCUUUGCCAUGGACGAACCGCGAGAAUCAGUCUACAGAGCUGAAGUUCUAAAUAGAGCUUUGAAAAGGGAACUAUUAGAGCUGGAUGAAGAAUACAAUAAGUUGGCUACGAAAUUAGGAUUGUCCCCAUGUGUAGUGAGAGAACCAAAACUGAACAGCGACAUCCAGGACGAUGACAGUGAUGAUGGUUUACCUCCAUGGCUUGCAGAUUACAACGAUUUUUCAUCAUCAAGGAAUGAUAUUUGGUACACGAACAGAUCAACCAUAGCUUCAGCUUUCAGUACCAUCCACAGCGUUGCUUUGCAGAUUCCAUCAACUUCUAACUUCCAAAGCGACAUCAAUACAAACAAAAAACAUACAGCAUCAGGAGAAAAGCCCAACAAACAAGCAGGAAGUAGUACCUCAAUAUCAACUGGAAACAGCACUAAGAUAAGUUUAACAGGCAUCAAACCAGUGAGGACAUUUUUAUCCGAUCGAGCUCUGAAUAAAUUGAAGACCUUACAGACCCUUCAUGAGAGUGCAUUUGAUGAUAUUGAUGGAUCUCCAAACCAUGCAAGAAAUUUAACCCAGUUGGAUAAACGGCUCAAUUCAGAACCUAAACUUUACUCCAAGUUAGUUUGCCAAGAUAUCAGUUUAAUGAAAUUUCCAACAAGAUCUUUGAAUCAAGUAUCCGUGAGUGUAAUUGAAGGCAGUUACUCUGAUCAUUCUAAAAAUACAACCAGCAUAACCAGUGACUGGACAACUGCGCCGUUAUAUGAAAGCACAUCAUUUUCUACUCCUCCUGAAGAUUUUUUUUCAUCCUCGAACAAUGGAAACGAUAGUAGCAGAGAUAUUGGAUCUAUUAACAAUCAUAUUUUUAUAUCAUGUAAAGAAGAUGAUUCAAGUAACUCGAUUGGUGACUGUAAUAAUCAAAAUAAAAAACAUCUCAGUGGUUCUGAAACAUCUGAAAAUGGUAGUUUUUCUAAUAAUCAAAGUAACACAAAUGCAGAAACUUCCAAUAACAGCAUCAGUGAAGCUACCAUUAGUGAUUUGUCAUCUGACACAAAAUGUAAAUUGGACAUGGAGCCAGUCAACACAGGAAUGAACUCUGUUGUGGAAAAUGCUACCAUAAAAAAGUCGCUCAACCCGGAUAUACUGCAAGAAGCUGCUAACCAAGCUAGUGCAUUCUCUGAGCAAAACACAAACUUAAUUCAGUUUCACUUUGAUCCACAGUUGAUUGUUGAAAGAAGUAGUUCUGAGACAUGUACAAUGUCUAAUGAAGAAAGUUCCAUCAUGCUAGUUGACAAUUUAGAGCAGUUGACUAUUGAUCCGAAUAAAAAUAGUGCCAAAUCAAAAGAAACUCAAAGCAAUGAUAGUGAAAAUAAUCAAAUUUUGCAGUGUUGGAACCAACCUGUGGCCGAACCGUGUGGUAACAAUUUUGAAGAACAGCCAAGAACAAUGCAAAUAGAUAACUUAAGAAACCAAAUAUUUCGCCUAGAACGUGAACUUAUAUUAUUGCAAUUAGAUCAAUCUGAAGCUGUUGAUUUAUAA
Uloborus diversus is the source of this 3762-nucleotide messenger RNA. RefSeq names its product gamma-aminobutyric acid type B receptor subunit 2-like. Gene Ontology annotation, molecular function: G protein-coupled GABA receptor activity. The record is from RefSeq and is a predicted model, not a curated record. Gene Ontology annotation, biological process: G protein-coupled receptor signaling pathway; gamma-aminobutyric acid signaling pathway. The transcript has 19 exons. Bases 1 to 3762 code for a protein of 1253 amino acids. Lineage: Eukaryota; Metazoa; Arthropoda; Arachnida; Araneae; Uloboridae. Gene Ontology annotation, cellular component: membrane; G protein-coupled receptor heterodimeric complex.